AUGCCGCAGAGGGAAAAUGCCAUCAGCCAAGCAGUUGACAGCUCCCCCCUCCGCCCGAGCCUGCCGGGCUCCCCUGGUCGGUCCGCGCUGCGCUCCAUCGCCCCCGCGCGCCCGGGCGCAAGCCCUCCCGCCCCGGCAGCCCUCCGGCUCCCCGCGCCUGGCCUCCGGGACCCCGCGCGCCGCCCCGCGCCAGGGCUCGGCCCCAGAGCCGCGUCCGCGUCGCCGCCGCUCGCGCGGGUCCCGGCUAUGCGCCCCCGCGCCGCCCCCCGCGCCCCCGCCGGCGCCGCCGCCGCGCUGGGGCUCUGCAGCCUCCUGCUGCUGCUGCCGCCGGGACCCGCGUGCCCCGCGGGCUGCGCCUGCACCGACCCGCACACCGUGGACUGCCGCGACCGCGGGCUGCCCAGCGUGCCCGACCCCUUCCCCCUGGACGUGCGCAAGCUUCUGGUGGCCGGUAACCGCAUCCAGCACAUCCCCGAGGGCUUCUUCAUCUUCUACGGCGACCUGGUCUACCUGGACUUCAGGAACAACUCUCUGCGCUCUCUGGAGGAGGGCACGUUCAGCGGCUCGGCCAAGCUCGCCUUCCUCGACCUCAGCUACAACAACUUGACCCAGCUGGGCGCCGGCGCCUUCCGCUCGGCCGGGAGGCUGGUCAAGCUGAGCCUGGCCAACAACAACCUGGCGGGCGUGCACGAGGCCGCCUUCGAAACCCUGGAGUCGCUGCAGGUGCUGGAGCUCAACGACAACAACCUGCGCAGCCUCAACGUGGCCGCCCUGGCCGCGCUGCCGGCGCUGCGCACCCUGCGCCUGGACGGGAACCCCUGGCUCUGCGACUGCGACUUCGCCCACCUCUUCUCGUGGAUCCAGGAGAACGUGUCCAAGCUGCCCAAAGGCCUUGACGAAAUCCAGUGCUCCCUGCCCGUGGAGAACAGGAGGAUAUCCCUGCAAGAGCUGUCGGAGGCCAGCUUCAGCGAGUGCAAGUUCAGCCUCUCGCUCACAGACCUGUUCAUCAUCAUCUUCUCUGGCGUGGCCGUGUCCAUUGCCGCCAUCAUCUCCAGCUUCUUUCUGGCCACCGUGGUGCAGUGCUUCCAGAGGUGCGCCCCCAACAGAGACACUGAGGACGAAGAUAAGGAUGAGGACGACUGAGCCGCCUGCACCCCUUUUCCUCGCUCUCCAGAACCCCAGCCGGUGGCUCUCCUCCGAGGGGAAAGGCUGAAAACGGAGAAGAAUUGACCAUCGGUGACCAGAGCGGCGCCUGCUCUGAGCCUUGCCCCCUGGGCGCACCCGCUGAGACCUCUGACCUCAGAGUUUAGAAUCCGCAGAGUGAAGGAGCCCAGGAAGGAUUCCCCGAGGAGAGCCUGCCUUCCGGCUUGAGGUGCGUGUGGGGAGAAGAUGACCGAGUCAGGUUUCAGAGCUGACAGCUGCAAACAGCGCAGGGGAUGUGAAGACUGGCGGCUCUCGCCUGCAAAGAUGACUUUGUGCUGUCCAUUUCUCUGACCCGGACCGCAGGACCAGGCAGCUUCUCCUUCCUCCUGAGAGGCAGCAGCCUCGACAGUGGGGAUUGGAGUUCAGGUCCGUCUCCAUGGGAGCAGGACUUCUGCCCCUUCUGGAAUAGGCUUCGGCCACCUUAGGGUGUAACGCAGAGAACAACCCCACAUCUGGCUAAAAUGGCACCGAGGAAAAAGCUAAGACCUGACCAAAGGGUGUUUGUUGUUACAUUUUGGUGAGCAGGUCAGAAAAACAUUUGCGGACAGAACUCAAACGUGAUCCUUAUCCUAAGACGUAGCAACUGGUAAAGGAAGAACAGUCGUUUUUGUACAACUGUGAUGGCCUCUGCUGAGAGUCACUCUUCCCUCUGAAGUACAGCCAAGUUGUUUCCAUCUUGCCCCGCCACCUCCUUCAGCCUUGAGUCCCUCCUCCGCUCAAUAACGCCUGUUCAUUCUCUGUGCUGGCACCGUUCCAGACUUGUCAUCUCCAGAACUUGUGAUAAACUUUCCUGGAGGCCAGGAUUCCCAAAAGUAGGUUAUAUCGGACCAAUAAAAUGUUAAAAAACAAACAAACCCCAAAACAAAACAACCUGGGACUUGGCUUCUGAAAAACCUCCAUCAGUGGCCUUAGGGUGUGUGUGACAUUCUUUGGAGCGUAGGCUGUGACAGGCAGUGUUUUCCAGGAUGUGGACUGCAGCGCUUUGGUUCAGAGACAGUAGGAAACAAUGCCAUGCACCCAGCAGGUUGAUGCAAGAUGAUGGGUAUCAGCAGCGUCGGACCUCGCUGGGGACUGACGCUUAGACGAGGGGCUGGUGAGACGCCCCUGGGAUAUUUGGGGAAGCAUCUCUCCAUUGCUUCCCAUAAUAUAUUCUUUAUGUUUCUUCCUCAUUGCUGUCUUGCAUCUUUGCCUGCACAAGGAAUUACUGAGUGCUUGCUAAGUGCCCUGGUCCGGGAAUUGUGGGUACACCUUCCAGAAGGAAGGUGGGGCCCCUGGCUCGCUUGGGCCUCAAUAAUCUUAUGGGUAGAAUAUAAAACAAGCAAGUAAACAAAACUAUCAUUGCAGGUAGUGAUAAGCGCCAUGAAGGAGAUAAAUGAGGCCUUGUGACAGAGAGUGGCUGGGGGGAGCCACUCAAGAGCGGCCGGAAGGGUGCAGUAGCCAGGGCUCUCUAGACAAACAGAACCAAUAGGAACUCUGUCUAUCUGUCCGUCCAUCUGCAUUGUAAGGAAUUGGCUCAGGCAGUUAUGGGAAGUGAGAAGUCCCACAGUCUGUAGCCAGCCAGCUGGAGACCCAAGGAAUGCUGGUGGUGCCGUUCUGGUCCGAGUCCAAAGGCCUGAUGGCCAGGAGAGGCAAUGGUUAAGUUCUAGUUUGAGGGCCGGAGAAAACUCAGCUCAAGUAGUCAGGCAGAGGGAAGGAGGGAGGGGGAGAUGGAGAUGGAGAGAGAGAGAGAGAGAAAUUCCUCCUUUCUCCGCCUUUUUGUUCUAUUCACGCCCUCGCCCUCGAUGGAUUCGGUGCUGCCCACCCACUUUGGGGAGGGGGAUCUGCUUUACUCGGUCUACAGAUUCAAAUCCUAAUCUCAUCCAGACACACCCUCACAGACACACCCAGAAAGAAUGUUUAACCAAAUAACUGGGCACCCUCUGACCCAGUCAAAUUGAUGCAUAAAAUCAGCCGUCACUCGGGGGGCCUCUGAUUGGGUCGUUGUUUUGUUUUUGUUUUUGUUUUUUAACAUCUUUAUUGGAGUAUAACUGUUUUACAAUGGUGUGUUAGUUUCUGCUUUACAACAAAGUGAAUCAGCUAUACAUAUACAUAUGUUCCCAUAUCUCUUCCCUCUUGCGUCUCCCUCCCUCCCACCCUCCCUAUCCCACCCCUCUAGGUGGUCACAAAGCACCAAGCUGAUCUCCCUGUGCUCUGCGGCUGCUUCCCACUAGCUAUCUGUUUUACAUUUGGUGGUGUAUAUAUGUCCCUGCCACUCUCUUACUUCGUCACAGCCUACCCUUCCCCCUCCCCAUAUCCUCAAGUCCGUGCUCUAGUAGGUCUGUGUUUUAUUCCCGAUUGGGUCAUUUUGAGCUGAAUCCUGCCUCCUUCUCCCACCUCCUUGCUUCCCUCUCCCCUUCUCCCCUUUCCUCCUCUUCCACUCUCUGUCUCUACUCUUCUUUCUCCCCUUCACCCUCGAGGAGACUCCUGGUCACCUUUCUAGCCCCCAGCAUUGCUGGCUCCAGUGGAGGAGACCCCUGGCUCAGAGGGGCUGUCUUCUCAGAGUCGCUGGGCAAAUGGAGAAGUGGGGCAGCAUUUUCCCAGACUCCAUGGCAUCCUCCGUGGGCGCCACCCUCAGUGCAGGUAACGCUUCCAUUGAGGAAACAAUAUAGGCAAACAAAUUGGUCAUCACGAACCGUUAGGUGCUGUUCGAAUUCCUGCUGAAAGGUUCCAGCCAUCAUUUGUACAUUAUUGUGAAUGAAGGUUCCUGGAGACGGUUUUCAAUCAGGAGAGAGAACUGCACUGAUGUUGGGCCAUCAUAGGCGAGAUAGAAAAGACCGUGGAGUAGGGGGCCGAGGGCUCAGAGGACACGAAACAAUCUAACACCAGCACCUCCCCAGCCUGGCCACAGACUCAGCUGAGACCUGUGUGGGGUUGGAAUUGCGGUCCUGUCAUCACAGUCUCCAGUCGCCAUUCCCAGGAGCAUCCUACCAGGGACACAGCUAAAGGCCCUGGAUCCAACUGGGCCCCCACCAAAGGCACACUGUGUUUCUCCCAGAAUCCUAGGGACGUGGUACCCCAAGUUGUGGAAACAGCACUAGACCCCUGUUAUAAUAGGUUCUGGUAGAUGAAUUCCCUCUUAAUGAGUCUAUUUUAAUCCUUCGGUCCACUUCAAGUGGUUCAUUGUGGUCAGCAGGCUCAGCUCUUUGCUCGGAAGACACACACCCUGCAGGGGCCGGUGGUCAUUUACUGAAUAAAUGAGCGAGCAAGGGAGGGGCUCCAAGGCUUGCUGGGUGCCAGUUAACCAUCAUUCCUGCGGACUGCAACCUAGAGUUUUGAAAAGAACAUGAUUUGGGGGAAGAAGAAGAGUUUUCAAGUAUUUGCAGUUGAAACAGUCAUCUCCUGGAUAUAAAGUUCCCGUGAAACACUGGGGACAUGGGGACAUUAGGGACAUCUGUGGUCAAAGCCAAGGAAAUAUACUGACCAGGAGCCACAGCUCAACUGGGGAAACGCCUUUGAGAAGUGACAUUGCACAAGCAGCAGGCGAUGACUUAGUGCUCUCUGUUGCUGUAGCAUCUCAAGUUAUUAUUAACAACAGCGGUAGCGCUGCAUACCAGUUGAGGGCCUCCUCUGCGCCGGACAUCCCCCUGUCCCAGAUCUCCACUAGUGGCAUCUGGGUCUCCAGUGUCACCACCUCAGAGUCACUCUCAUCACGCCAUCCUGUAUUGUUUUUUGCACAGCGUGUACCAUGGUGUGAAGUUAUCCCACCUGUUCAUUUACAUGUUUAUUGUCUACCUUUUCUGGACUAGAACAUGAGCUCCCCAAGGGCAGGACCUCAGGCCCUUUGUGUCUCCAGUGUUUGAACAGUAGUGACACAACCAGUAUAUGCAUGUGGAGUGAAAGAGCAAACAAAUGAAUUCCAGGCACAGUACUAGAAACUCUACAGACCUGAGCUCUACUUAAGCAUCCUCACAACUCAAGUGGAGAGCUGCUAUCAUCCUCAUUUUGUCGACUGAAAAGAACUGCACAACCUAAAAACUGAGAGUUUUGUUUUAUUCGGUGGGAAUUUUUAGGACUUCAAGCCGGGGAGGCAGCAUCUCAAGUAGCCCUGAGAACUGCUCCAAAGAGGCAACGGUGGGGAGCUAGGAUAUAUAGGAAUUUUGC
This is a messenger RNA of Physeter macrocephalus (sperm whale), 5343 nucleotides long. RefSeq names its product leucine rich repeat containing 38 (gene LRRC38). The record is from RefSeq and is a predicted model, not a curated record. Lineage: Eukaryota; Metazoa; Chordata; Mammalia; Artiodactyla; Physeteridae. Gene Ontology annotation, molecular function: voltage-gated potassium channel activity; potassium channel activator activity; transmembrane transporter binding. Gene Ontology annotation, cellular component: voltage-gated potassium channel complex.